Molecule: messenger RNA, 1627 nt
Organism: Lotus japonicus
Lineage: Eukaryota; Viridiplantae; Streptophyta; Magnoliopsida; Fabales; Fabaceae
Exons: 5
Coding region: 186-1454 (422 amino acids)
Biological process (GO): protein transport
Source: RefSeq, a predicted model, not a curated record
AAAGCUCCAUUCUCUCUCUCAUCUAAACAACUCACAAGCUUGUGCCUUCUUGUUUGUUCCAUACGUUGUACCUGCUUUUGCUAUUCAUAUUGUCAUUGCCAUCAACCCCACGAGGGUGUGUGUGUUGUUCUGCUCAUUCAUAUCUUUUCUAUAGCAAAGCUCAUUGGAAGUUAAGGUACGCACGUAUGGGUAAAAAGCUUGAUGCUCUUCUUGGCAGAACCUUCAAGGUUUCAAAGUUCAAGCCAACUGUGAACCUUGCCAUCUCACGCCUUGCUGUUCUCAAGAACCAGCGUCAGGUUCGUUUCAGACAAGCCCGUUCAGAUGUCCUUCAACUUCUCCAAGCCGGUCAACAUGAACGAGCUCUGCUUCGAGUUGAGCAUGUGAUCAAGGAUCAAAAUAUGUUGGAUAUGUACGACAAGAUUGAAGGAUACUGCAGUCUAUUGAUUGAAAGGAUCCACCUCAUUGAACAAGAAAGAGAAUGUCCUGAGGAACUAAAGGAGGCAGCAUCAGGAUUACUCUAUGCAGCUUCUAGGUGUGGAGAUUUUCCAGAGAUUCAAGAGAUUCGUGCAGUUUUGACCUCUCGGUUUGGUAAGGACUUUGCUGCUCGUGCUAUUGAGUUAAGGAAUAACUGUGGAGUCCAUCCCCAGAUGAUACAAAAGUUGUCAACAAGGAUGCCAAGCUUGGAGAGUAGAAUGAAGGCACUCAAAGAUAUUGCUUCUGAGAAUGGAAUUGUUCUACAGCUUGAAGAAGCUUCUUCUCCUGUUGAGGAAAUAUCCAAUGUAGAAAAGCAAAACCAGCAUAAACAUGAGAUGAAGGAAGAGAUUAUCAGAAUUUUGCCUAAUAGAGGAAAAGAUGAGGAGUUAACUGAUUCCUUCAAGGUCAGGAAAAAGUACAAGGACGUAGCUGAUGCAGCACAAGCAGCUUUUGAGUCCGCAGCAUAUGCUGCAGAUGCGGCAAGGGCAGCUAUGGAACUCUCACGACCUGGAUCUGGAUCACAUGAUCCUGACGAUCAUAGUAGUCCAAGCUUCCAGCCAAGAAAAGUGUUGGAUGGACAUGAUUCUGUGAAACCUCAGCCACAGGAAGACAAGGAAAUCCGUAGGGGAUCUCAAGGUGAAAAUUUUAACAAGGAAAUGGACGAGUUUAAUAAGCAAAAAGACAUUUUAAGUUGCAAUUCAGCUGAUGAGAUUUUGAAGGGGGGUGUUGCCUCAGUGGAUGCUGAAACUGAGGCUGAUCCUUUUGAAAAUGAAAUGGUUUUUGAUGAGAGUGAUGAUGAAACUGAUAAAAAACAGAACAGAAUUUUAUCUUCUAAGCAGAUAUCUUCAAGGUAUGAUGCUGGUAUAGAGGUUGGAUCAGGUUCUAGUAACCUAGUUAUAAAUACAAUAUCAGGAUCCAAGAAACAGAGUGCGCCUCUGUUGAAUUUGGAGAAGAGGCCAAUUUCAGUAAGGACUAGAUGAUGCUUAAUUGCUGAGUAUGAGUGCAUCGCAUGCAAUGUUGUGUAUCAGAUAUGAGUUUGCUAGUAGUUUAGUGUGUAAUCACUUGGUUCAUUAAUUUCUAUGUUGUAUAUUUACCAUCAAUUUUUUCUGCAGGUUUCCAGCAUUUAAAAGAUUAGUUUACUUCAAAGUUCAAA